Molecule: messenger RNA, 1943 nt
Organism: Tyto alba (common barn owl)
Lineage: Eukaryota; Metazoa; Chordata; Aves; Strigiformes; Tytonidae
Gene: GPR143
Product: G protein-coupled receptor 143
Exons: 8
Coding region: 207-1385 (392 amino acids)
Biological process (GO): melanosome organization; regulation of calcium-mediated signaling; G protein-coupled receptor signaling pathway
Cellular component (GO): melanosome membrane; plasma membrane
Molecular function (GO): L-DOPA binding; L-tyrosine binding; dopamine binding
Source: RefSeq, a predicted model, not a curated record
CGGAUCUGAUCUCCUUGCUAGGAGAGGCUGAGAAAGGCAGCUCUAGGGGAUUUGCUUCUAGCAGCAGCAGCAGCACAUGAUCCAUCAAUCGCGUGAUUCUCACCACCAAGGACUAAUGGGGAGGGUGAAGAAAAAGUGAAUGCUGCUUUGGGGAAGAAACAGCGUUUUCUUCUGCUCCUGGGGCCCCUCCACCAGCUGGAUGCUUCAUGGCUUCUCCCAGGCUAGAAACCUACUGCUGCCCGAACCGGGAUGCAGCUACACAGCUAGUGAUGAACUUCCAGCCUGAAGUCUUCUGCGGAGUUUGCAUUGGCAGCGCCUCCGUCAGUCUGCUUCUGACCAUCCUGCAGCUCCUGCCGAAGAAGGGACAAGGCCUGCGGAAAAUGCCCAAAGCCUCCUCCUCUUCCACCAUCCUUCUCCUUAUCUCCAUUUGUGACAUCCUUGGUGGCUUAGGUAUGAUCUUCAGAUCAAGUGUAUGGCUAGGCUUCCCAGGCUUCAUAGCUAACAUUUCUGUGGUGAACCGGACUGACGUGUGGCCUUCUGCUUUCUGUGUGGGGAGCGCGAUGUGGAUCCAGCUAUUAUACAGCGCUGGCUUCUGGUGGUUAUUUUGCUAUGCCGUUGAUUCUUACUUGGUGGUAAGAAGAUCAGCCGGACUGAGUACGAUUGUGCUCUACCACAUGAUGACCUGGGGCCUGGCGGUGAUGCUCUGCGGGGAGGGGAUCGUGCUGCUUUACUACCCUUCUCUCUCCAGCUGUGAAAAUGGCUUGGAGCAUGCAAUCCCACAUUACAUCACAACCUAUGCCCCACUCCUGCUAGUGCUGGUGGUCAACCCAAUCCUGUUUAGGAGGACAGUAUCAGCAGUUGCCUCCUUACUGAAAGGGAGACAAGGGAUUUACACAGAGAAUGAAAGACGUCUGGGGACAGAGAUCCAGAUCCGCUUCUUCAAAAUUAUGCUGGUAUUCAUUAUUUGUUGGUCGUCCAAUAUCAUCAAUGAGAGCCUUUUGUUCUAUCUUGAAAUGCAGCCAGAUAUCAAUGAAAUGUCCCUGAAAAACAUCAGAAGUGCUGCACUGAUCACAUGGAUUAUAAUGGGGAUUCUUAAUCCAAUGCAAGGCUUCCUCUUCACAUUGGCUUUCUAUGGCUGGAUGGGAUGGAGACUGGACCUGAAAUGGCGAAAGAGAGAAAUAGCCUGGGAAUCAAUGUCCUCUUCAACUGUGGGUGAAAAUGCCUAUCCCUCACCAGUGAACUACCAGAGCAAUAUCCAUGAUUCAAAGAAGAUAUCGACCACUGACAGCCAGAACACCGACGAGGCUAUAAGCAUGUUGUCUGAAGGUAACACUAGUGGUGAUGACAUAUUAACCAGGAGCUCUCCCAUCUACCAGGGCUGGUAGGUUACAGGUGCAGAGCUGGAUCCCACUUCUCAUAUUGUCAAGACUCAUAAAACCAUGUCACUGUGUGAGCUGUUGCGUACUCUGGAAUUAGGUUUGUGCCCAAUGGAUUGAUGUAAUUUCCUAUAACUUGUGUGUGUGAGAGAGAGGUCGUGUGAGGUGGAGCGUUAUUGUGGUUUCUGUCUUAAUUUGCAUUAUAGGAGCUGUGUUAACAGUUAUAAAGACCUGAUCCUUUAUCCUAUAUAUGAUCCUUCUUCAGCAGGAGUAUAUCUCUGCAAAGAUCUAUGUUACUUAUGUUUAAUUUUCAUCCAUUUUGUUUUAAUCUCUUUUGUAACCCCCCAUAUGGUAGAAGAGUCGUUUGUUUAAAUAAAUGGAUUAUUAACAUGUAGAGUCUUUAAACGUGUUGCCUUGCUUGUCUUGAUCAGCAGAAAAUUUCUUACCCAGAACUAUAGCUAUAGGUUUUUUGAGACACCAUUUUCAGCCUUGAUGCUCUGGUAAAAAAUUAGUGACAACAAACUUUGACAUAAGAGCAAAUAUUUCCUAUUUGUCUAAAAUCACACC